UAAAUUAUAGCGAAGACGUCGAUACUCGUUCAUAAUUUUGUUUAAAAAAUUUAUACUAAACCCCAAGGCUGCAACGUUCACGAGCGUUAUAAGAGCGAUAGAUUCUUAGUGGAAAUAAGAGUACGUGAUUGAUCGGUCCAGGAGGAAGUGAGGGUGAACGAAAUGGAGACGAUGCAUCCGGUCUUCUACGUUCUUCUCGCGCUCAUCCUGAUCCUCUGCGUGAUCCAUUAUUACAUAGAAAAUUCAAGAAUAGUCCGGAUGGGUCAGAAGAUUCCAGGUCCUGCGACAGUUCCAUUUUUUGGAAAUGCUCUACUCAGUCUGCGUGUUAAUCCAAGAGACAUCCUUUAUAAGGCCCUUGAGUACGAUGUCUACGGUAACGUAGCCAGGGCCUUCUUGGGCCCGAAGCUAGUAGUCUUUCUUACGGACCCGAGGGACGUGGAAAUUAUUCUCAGCAGUCAUGUGCACAUUGACAAAUCACCGGAAUACAGAUUUUUUGAACCUUGGCUCGGCGAGGGUCUCCUCAUUAGUACAGGUGACAAGUGGCGUUCACACAGGAAGAUCAUAGCGCCCACCUUUCACCUUAAUAUAUUGAAGAGUUUCGUACCACUGUUUUACGAAAACAGUCGUCAGUUGGUGAGAAAGUUGCACAAGGAAGUCGGAAAGGAAUUCGAUUGUCAUAAAUAUUUGGCGGCUGUGACUGUUGACAUUCUAUUGGAAACGGCUAUGGGACUGAAAAGUAACGACAGCGAGCUUAAGGCCUCUGGAAGUGAUUAUGCCGAUGCUGUUAUGAAAAUGUGCGAUAUCAUUCACCGUAGACAAUACGACCUUACGCUGCGCAUUGACGCCUUAUUCAAGUUCACGAACUUCGCGAAGCAACAGAAGAAAUUGCUGAAUAUCAUUCACGGCUUGACCAGUCGAGUCAUUGAUAAGAGGAAAGAGGAAUACUUGGAAGGUAACGAAACUACUGAAGUGGAGGACGAGAAGCGGGUUCAAGAAAAGGUAGUUGAUAAGGAUGUGACAAAUGAAAAGGGUGAAAAGCAUAGGAAGGCCCAGAGUAUGCCAUAUAUCAGGGAUGAUCUUGAUGAGAUUGAUGAAAGUGAAGACAAUGACGUAGGCGAAAAGAAGCGAUUGGCCUUUUUGGAAUUGUUGCUGGAACUGAAGCGCAACGGUGCAAAGCUUACUGAUCAGGAGAUCAAGGAGGAAGUUGAUACUAUUAUGUUUGAGGGACACGAUACAACUGCAGCUGGAUCUAGUUUUGUUUUAUGUAUUCUGGGAAUCUAUCAGGAUAUUCAGGAAAAAGUUUUUCAGGAAAUAAACGAGAUUUUCAAAGAUACCGACAGGCAAUGUACUUAUCAAGAUACUUUGGAGAUGAAGUAUCUCGAGAGAGUGAUAAUGGAGACCUUGAGACUCUUUCCUCCAGUUCCAGCAAUAGCUCGUGAACUGAAUGAAGAUGUCAAACUAGUAUCAGCUGAUUACGUCUUACCUAAAGGAUGCACCGUUGUCAUUCCUCAAUACAAGAUACAUCGAUCCAAGGAUUACUAUAAUAAUCCAGAGACCUUUGACCCUGAUAAUUUUUUACCAGAAAAAAUACAACAGAGACAUUACUAUGCGUAUAUACCAUUCAGUGCCGGGCCCAGGUCCUGCGUCGGCAGAAAGUAUGCGAUGCUUAAGCUCAAAGUUGUUCUUUCCACCGUUUUACGCGAAUACAAAAUUUUGUCAGACAUCACCGAGAAAGACUUCCGGCUGCAAGUCGAUAUCAUUCUGAAACGAGCCGAUGGCUUUAGGAUAAAAAUCGAGCGUAGAACGGCACACAGGAAUAAUGAUGAACCAAUUUCUGUGUAUUGAUUUAUUAUACGCCACAGCUCUUAUCACAUAUUUUAGGGUAAUCUAUCAUAUGAUCGUUCGUUUAUUUGUUCAUUCGUUGAAACACGUUGUCGUCACACAAGUCGCGCAAUAAUAAAUAAAAUUAAAA
Messenger RNA from Cephus cinctus (wheat stem sawfly), 1972 nucleotides. Its product is annotated as cytochrome P450 4g15. Gene Ontology annotation, molecular function: heme binding; iron ion binding; monooxygenase activity. NCBI's taxonomy places the organism in Eukaryota, Metazoa, Arthropoda, Insecta, Hymenoptera, Cephidae. The record is from RefSeq and is a predicted model, not a curated record. The transcript has 9 exons. Bases 163 to 1845 code for a protein of 560 amino acids.